Molecule: messenger RNA, 2266 nt
Organism: Ipomoea triloba (trilobed morning glory)
Lineage: Eukaryota; Viridiplantae; Streptophyta; Magnoliopsida; Solanales; Convolvulaceae
Exons: 7
Coding region: 60-2231 (723 amino acids)
Biological process (GO): phloem development
Source: RefSeq, a predicted model, not a curated record
ACCUUAAUUAUUUCCUUUUCAACGAGCCAAUUUUCCUCAUCUUCUCUUACCUACAAGACAUGGCAACUCAACCCCUCUCUCUAUCAACAACAAUUAUUUCACAACUACAAAUGACUCAUGUUGAGGAGAAGAUCAUCAUAGAACAAGUUAAGGAUACACAUAAUCCUAAUGGUGGCAUAGAUGUUGAUGCUAAUUGUCUUUUCAAGUUUGUGAAGGACAUUUUUAAUUUCAAUACGGUUCCUCGAGAAGCAAAGCAAGGCAGGUUACAGUUACAAGAACAAAUCCAGAAGGAGAUUUCAUUUGUUGUUUUACAACUCUCUUUCGUGAUAGCCUUCACUUGCGUAAGCUAUGAUGAUAGUCACUCAACUGCUAUUUAUCUACUAAGUUUGUUGUCAAAGUAUAUGUGGCAUGCUAAGGGAGUAAUGUUACUAGCAUGUUUUGCAAUCAUCCAAGGGAAAUCUAAAGUUGCCUCACAAUCAUGUCAUCGGAAAGGACUAUCCUACAACUUGGCUACUCUAAGAAAUAGUCAGAGGUCAAUGCUAUCUCCUGACAAUGAAAUUCUUUUUAAUGAGUCAAUAAGAUCCAUGUUUGAUCUCAUCACGCUUAUGGUUGAGCUUCGACAUUCAUCAUCAAUGUUUUUGGCGAACUAUUGGAUUGCAAGAAAUAUUGUUGCUUAUGCUCACCUCCUUAUUUUGGGCCUCAAGCCAGAAAAUGAGAUAAUGACGGAAGUGUCCAAUGUAUCCACCAAAAUCAAAGAGAUUCUGGCUUCCAGCCUCCCACUACUAGAGGCAAAAAGGGCAGAAGAAAAUUACCAGAUGUUGUUACAUGCGUUUGAUAAUUCUUCAAAUAUCCGGGACGUUGUUAAAUUGAUACUCAAUUUCGAAAAUGAUAAAGAGGAGUUUGAAGGGGAGGGAAUGCUAUUGCUAAUAUCAUCUGGCAAACACUACCCCUUUUAUGCAUUUGCUGCGGCUUCCACAGAAGUAGUAUCUAUAAUCUGGGUUCCAAUUAUAAAUGAUCUAGAUGAGCAUAUACAAGUGCAUAAUGAUAUCUACCAAGGUAAUCUUGUAUUGAAUCCAGCAUUUUUAAGAUUUUUGAAAGACAAGUGCUUCCCAACUUUUCAAGUUGGUGGUGACCCUAUUGUCAUUUCACUGGACAACCGAGGAAGAUUGGUUCAUUAUAAUGCAUUGCACAUGUUAUUCACAUGGGGAUAUCGACUUUUUGAAAGGCCAACAACGGGAUUAGGUGGUAUAAUCCCUUCAUUAGAAAAUGAGUUGAGGGAAAUAACUUCUGGUGCUGACCGUGUGAUUGAUGACAUUAACAAACAAAUACAUAAUUUUGCGAGAGAGGUCCGCGUAAAGAUCAAUGAUUGGAUAGAAGACAUCGAGAUGAAGAUGAAAAGUUCGUUUCGUGCAUACAAUUUUACGCGUGAGAUGGAACAAGAACUUUGGAUUAAAGAAUCUUGGAAUCUUAAUCUGGUAGUAGGAUGGUCCCGCUCCUGGCCCUUCGAAUGGAUGCUAAACAAUUGGAUUGAUGAUGAUGAAAAGUACUUUUUUUUAUGUGGAGGCAAUAACAUUAAUCAAGUUCUAGAAUUUAUAGUUAAGGUACAAGAAGUUGAUUCCAGAUUCCAAAUGGAUAUGAAAAUUGCAUAUCUCGGAAGAAGAGGAAAAAUGAUUGAAGAAGUGAGCAAAGAGGUGAGCAGAGCAUGUGACUAUGUACUUGACCAUACUAAUUAUUAUAAGCGCUUUUGGACACGACUUUAUAGUAUGGCCUCAUCUAGGAUCCAAUAUUUAAAUAAGGUUGGACUUGAUGAAGGGAGUGAUGAAAUUCUGCAAGGACUCAGAAAAUUAUUAUCUUAUGAAGAUAAAUGCACAACAAUUGGAUCAUGGGCUUUGUUGGGCAAAGGGAAAAGAAUAAUUGCAUGUGAUAUGAGUGACAAAAUGAUAGGAGUCUUGAAUGAGUAUGAGAAAUGGAAGAACAAUGCACAUGCCAAUGAUUUUGAACAAGCAUUCAUGGAUUGCUAUGAGAUGCUUAAUAGUUCUUCUUCUUUCCAUCAACACCCUUAUUGUACUCUCAAUUACUCAUCUAAUUUGGAUAAAAUUUCAGAGGCUGAGUCCUGCCCUCAAUGUAACCAAAACAUGCAUAAAUUUGUCACUUUCUCCUGUUGUCAUGGCCCGACCAACUAUUUAUAUUAUGAAGAGGAGGAUGACGACUUGCUGUAUAAAGAAGACUAGAGUUUAUGUUCCAAUUUGCACUGGCUGUUAGAGUU